AUGCUUUGUCCACUAUUUCAAAAUGUUCAAACAGAAGGAGAAAUUACGAUUGGAAUAGACGAAGCAGGAAGAGGACCUGUUUUAGGACCAAUGGUAUAUAGUGCAUUUUUUACUACUAAUACAGAAGUUAUAAGUACCAUGGGGUUUCAUGACUCUAAAAUUUUAUCCCGAACGAUGAGAGAGAAGUUAUUUACUGAUAUAAAAGAAAGUGGGGUGUGUGGAUUUUCAACACGAAUUCUCACUCCAAGUUAUAUCAGUCAGAUGAUGUGUGGUCCUCAAAAGGUUUCAUUAAAUGAAAUAGCAUUUAGUGCAGUUAGAGAUAUUAUCCAUCAAAUCAUCAGAACAAGUCAGCGUAAAAUUGUACAUAUUUAUUGUGAUACUGUUGGACCUUCUAAAAAAUAUCAAGCGAUGAUUGCAAAUGAAUUUAAGGAAGUUAAAUUAAGUCAAAUUACUGUUUGUCCAAAAGCUGAUGGAUUAUAUCCAGUUGUUAGUGCAGCAAGUAUUUGUGCUAAAGUAACAAGAGAUACUUGUCUUGAUAAUUGGAUUUAUGAAGAAACAAAUAUUCAAACAAGACAGGUUGGUUGUGGAUAUCCAAGUGAUGUAGAUACAAUAAAAUGGAUGAAAUGUCAAUAUGACCCAUUGUUUGGAUAUCCUAAUUUAGUUAGAUUUGGGUGGGAAACAUCUAAGAGAAUCAUUGAAGAAAAAGUACCAAUGAAAAGACCAUUUCCUUAUCAAAAUAAACAAGAUGUAGUUGGAAUAAUUCAAAGUAAAUUAUUUGCAAAUAAAGGAAUAACUGAAUUGACUGAAUGGUAA
This is a messenger RNA of Entamoeba histolytica HM-1:IMSS, 813 nucleotides long. Its product is annotated as RNase HI large subunit, putative. Gene Ontology annotation, cellular component: ribonuclease H2 complex. Gene Ontology annotation, molecular function: RNA binding; RNA-DNA hybrid ribonuclease activity. Lineage: Eukaryota; Evosea; Mastigamoebida; Endamoebidae. The transcript has 2 exons. Gene Ontology annotation, biological process: mismatch repair; DNA replication, removal of RNA primer. The record is from RefSeq and is a predicted model, not a curated record. Bases 1 to 813 code for a protein of 270 amino acids.